AUGGCGUAUCAAAGUUUUCAAGCAGAAUACAUGCAAAUGCCCACGGUAACACGGGCUUAUACAACCGCCUGCGUUCUCACAACUUUGGCUGUGGUAAGCCUCUUUCUUAAACUUUUAAAGUACACAUUUGAAGCUAUUGAAAAGUGUACAUAAGUUUAAUUUUAGUUGUACUUUUGAACGUUGUUGUGUUGCCUUUGCCACUCAUACGGGUUUGAUUCGUUUCUUUAGCAACUGGAUAUUAUAACUCCGUUUCAGCUGUAUUUUAAUCCAGAGUUGAUAUUUAGACAAUAUCAGGUAAAAUGCUCAGUUAAAAAUACGUAUUAAAUGUUAAAAAAUUAGUAUGUACAAUAUAUUUUAUAUGUUCGAAAUUAUGACUUUUCUAUUUUUAGUAUUAUUACUAGAGUGUGUUUAUAAUUUUCUUAUAUUUUACUUGCUUUUGUUGUACAAAAAUAAACUUCUAAUAUAAAAAAGGUCACUAAUUUCAAAUUGAUGCAACCAAGGAUAAAUUUGACUGGAAAGUUUGGGAAUUGCAUGCCGGAGAUUUCAAAAAUUUAAUAGUAAAUAUAUAGAAAGCAUCAAAAUUGCGCGCUGGAGAUAUCCGCCGGGCGAUACAAACUUUCCACACUGGCACCCCUCGAUCUAGUUUUGGCAAGAGUUGGGGGCAAGGGAGGUGCCAAUAUCCUUAUCAAACCCUUUAUUUGAUUAGGACAGGCACCACCCUUACCACCAACUAGACCCCUGAUAUUGAGAACCCCCCCCUGCUACCAGAUCUGUCUUACCAUAUUAAAACUGACCCUUAUUACAUGGUCGUGUAUGAGAAGGUGGGAUUGUUAUAACCAUUGUGUGUCUACAUUGUUAUAAUAAUUAUCUUUUUUUUCAGCUUUGGAGAUUAUUCACAAACUUCUUAUUUUUUGGAACGAUUGGAUUUAAUUUUUUAUUUAAUAUGAUAUUUACAUAUCCUUUGUAUAUUUAA
This is a messenger RNA of Paramuricea clavata, 973 nucleotides long. The record is from the annotation of a GenBank genome assembly. Lineage: Eukaryota; Metazoa; Cnidaria; Anthozoa; Malacalcyonacea; Plexauridae.